AUGGCCGGAUCCAAAGCGCCCGAGUUGUCCACCAAGAUGAUCACAACUCCCAAUUCAGCCAAGCCUGCCAAACGGAAGCGUGACUUGGAUGCACCUCGAACACAAACCCCAACCCCAACAAAGAAGCCCAAGAAGCGUAGUAGUCUUCCCGCUUCAUCAGCCACAGACGAUGGCAGCAGCACCAAGAAACGCAAGCGAGUCAAAGAUGCGCUUCAGGGUGAAAAUACCCCGAAACCGAGCGCACAAGAAAGUUCUGUCUCGCCAGACAGCAGCAAAAAAGCUACUGCAGACCCGGACCUCCUCAGCACUAAGGAAAGAAAGAAAUCAAAAGAGAGCAAGGGAAAAAUCUCUAAGGAGCGCGACACAACUUCUGAUGAACCUUCAGCUGUGACAGCAAAGUCCCCCGAUUUCCAGGAGAUGGGUGUCUCUUCGGAUAAUAUGGACGAGGAGAAAUCAUCCAAAGCCAAGCACGCAGGAAUUUAUUCCAAGUUUGAACGGACAAAAGCAGUUGCCAGCAAAAUGACGAAGAAGCAUAAACCCGAAGAAGUGGAAGCAGCCGAGAAUGCCAUUGAACCGGUGAUUGCACAAGGCCUAGAACCCCUACCUCAGCCCGAAAAUCCGCCCGAGCUAGAGGUAGUCCCGACUUAUUCUUCUUUGCCAGCCUGGCUAGCGGAACCUGUGCGAACAUCAGCAAAUGAGCGAUCUAAGUUUUCCGAACUAGGCAUCAAACCCGAUCUCUUGCGCAUUCUCGACCAGCACAAUUACAAGGAGGCAUUCGCUGUCCAGUCUACAGUCAUUCCUCUUCUCCUGGAUGGAAGCAAGAAUCACCCCGGUGAUUUGUGCAUUUCGGCCGCCACUGGAUCCGGAAAAACGCUCUCCUACGUACUUCCGCUUGUCACCUCUUUGAAACCCAGACCCGCAUCAAGACUUAGAGGACUUAUUGUGGUCCCUACGAGAGAACUUGUCAAACAGGCUCGCGAAGCUUGCGAACUUUGCGCCUCUGGAUCACGUCUUCAUAUCGGAAGCGCAGUCGGCAAUGUAGCUAUCAAAGAGGAACAAAAGCUUCUUAUGAGAGUAGACCAUGUGCACAACCCUUCAACUGUUGCGCAGCGCCAAAAGACCGGCCUGCAAGGCAAUGACUGGAUGAACUUCAGCCUUGAGGAUUGUGUGACCGAGGCCGUUGAGUCCACCGGAUUUCUUCCAGGUUAUAUCCAGCGGUCAGAGCCCAACGUUGAUAUUCUUAUCUGUACGCCCGGUCGUUUGGUGGAUCAUAUUCGCUACACGAAAGGCUUCUCCCUCAAGCACCUUGAGUGGCUAGUGAUUGAUGAAGCUGAUCGGUUGCUAAAUGAGAGCUUUCAAGAAUGGGUGGAUGUGGUCAUGAGAUCUUUGGACGCACGUCAAGUCCCUGAAACUUUUGGGCCUGGCGGUAAACUAUUGUCUGACCUUGGUCUUUCAAUUGAAACCAAGCCUCCCAGGAAGGUUGUAUUGAGUGCCACCAUGACCCGCGAUAUCUCGAAAUUAAACUCUUUGCGUCUGACCAACCCGAAGAUGGUUAUCAUUGGUGCUGAGAAUACAAUGGAUUCCGAGGAUCCAUAUGCUGCCAACACCGAUGCCCAUUUCACUUUGCCUCCUACCUUGCAUGAGCGCAUGGUUGCUGUCGGAGAUGAAGGCCAAAAGCCAUUGUAUCUCCUGCGUUUGCUCCUUUCACAUAUCAAAAUUGGUGUGGACACCUCUGUGUCUGAUACCUCCGACGAUAGCUCUAGUUCUGAUGACACAAGCUCAGAUGAGUCUUCUGAUGAUGAUUCCGAUAAUGACACAUCUUCUGGCUCAGACUCUGAUUCCGAUUCCGAUUCCGAUUCCGAUUCCAGCUCUGGUUCAUCGAGCGAUUCUGAGGAUUCCGAGGAUUCUAUCUCUGAUUCUGUUGAUCUUGUCCCCGAUUCCAAGGUUUCACCUACAACUGUUUUGAUCUUCACCAAGUCUUCUGAAUCCGCAUCGCGACUGUCUCGUCUCAUCUCCCUUUUCCACCCUUCGCUUGCCAGCCGCAUGGGAACAAUUAUCAAGUCAAGCAAUUCUGCCGCAUCCCGCAAAACCCUGACAGCCUUUCGACAAGGCCGUAUCUCCGUCAUUGUGGCCACAGAUCGAGCCUCGCGCGGAUUAGAUCUGUCUUCUUUGACGCAUGUUGUGAACUAUGACGUUCCUACCAGUGUUACCACCUAUGUCCAUCGUGUUGGAAGAACCGCCCGUGCUGGCCGAGAGGGAUAUGCAUGGACUCUUGUCGCUCACCGUGAGGGGCGAUGGUUCGCCAACGAAAUCUCGACCAACACCGACGGCCGUAUCACGCGUAAGGCUUCAAUCGACCGAGUCCAAGUCAAGCUUGAUACGCUGAAGUCUCUUGAAGCCAAUUAUGCUGCAGCACUCGACGAGCUUGAGAAGCAAGUCAAAUCACGACCGUCGAGCAAGAAGUAA
This is a messenger RNA of Penicillium verhagenii, 2466 nucleotides long. RefSeq names its product putative ATP-dependent RNA helicase DBP6. The record is from RefSeq and is a predicted model, not a curated record. NCBI's taxonomy places the organism in Eukaryota, Fungi, Ascomycota, Eurotiomycetes, Eurotiales, Aspergillaceae. Bases 1 to 2466 code for a protein of 821 amino acids. The transcript has a single exon. Gene Ontology annotation, cellular component: nucleus. Gene Ontology annotation, molecular function: nucleic acid binding; RNA helicase activity; ATP binding.